Sphenostylis stenocarpa is the source of this 654-nucleotide messenger RNA. The record is from the annotation of a GenBank genome assembly. Lineage: Eukaryota; Viridiplantae; Streptophyta; Magnoliopsida; Fabales; Fabaceae.
AUGGGGGCGUAUAGAGCUGAUGACGAUUACGAUUAUCUGUUCAAGAUUGUGCUAAUUGGGGACUCUGGUGUGGGAAAAUCCAACCUUUUAUCGAGGUUCACCAAGAAUGAAUUCAGCCUUGAAUCAAAGUCCACCAUUGGGGUUGAGUUUGCUACCAGAAGCAUUAGGGUGGAUGAUAAGGUUGUCAAGGCUCAGAUUUGGGACACUGCUGGCCAGGAAAGGUACCGAGCAAUAACUAGUGCAUAUUAUCGAGGAGCUGCUGGUGCUUUAUUAGUGUAUGAUGUUACCCGCCAUGUUACAUUUGAGAAUGUGGAGAGAUGGUUGAAGGAGCUCAGAGAUCACACAGAUGCCAACAUUGUGGUGAUGCUUGUUGGGAACAAAGCAGACUUGCGUCAUCUGCGAGCAGUGUCCACCGAAGAUGCUACAACUUUUGCAGAACGGGAGAAAACAUUUUUCAUGGAAACCUCUGCCCUCGAGUCCAUGAACGUUGAAAAUGCCUUCACAGAAGUGCUCACACAGAUCUUCCAUGUUGUAAGCAAGAAGGCCCUUGAAAUUGGUGAUGAUCCAGCAGCAUUACCAAAAGGAAAGACGAUAAAUGUUGGGUCUCGUGAUGAUGCAUCCGCUGUGAAGCAGAAUGGAUGCUGUUCUGCCUGA